Molecule: messenger RNA, 2822 nt
Organism: Ictalurus punctatus (channel catfish)
Lineage: Eukaryota; Metazoa; Chordata; Actinopteri; Siluriformes; Ictaluridae
Product: serine/arginine repetitive matrix protein 1
Exons: 2
Coding region: 1-1599 (532 amino acids)
Source: RefSeq, a predicted model, not a curated record
AUGACUAAGGCGCGCGCCAAACUUAUCCUCAGUCCUGCUGUUCACCAGAAAGAGAUGGCUUCCAUGAAGGUGCUAGGGUGCAUACCAUUAGACAACACUUUUUUGGAUGACCCGAAAAAACGCAAGAAGAAAAAGGCUAAGAAAUUGAAAAGGGAAAAGUUGGAUAAACAGAAAUCGCAGCCAAAAGGUCAAGGGAGUUUGAAGGAUUACGAUGACAUUUGUGACUCAAACCUCUCUGCACAGUGGCCAGAGAUCAAGAAGAAGAAGAAGAAACGGAAAAAGAAACCCGAUGUCAGUUUAAAUGAGGAGUUUUCCCUGACGCAGAAUAAAAACAAACUGUCAAAGCGACACAAGAACAGAGACAGUAACUGUGCUGUGGACGCACGCACGGCUGAGCACGGUGUCCGAUCAGGUCCUGGCGAACAGGAAGCGGUGCAGCCAAUUUUAAGAUCAAUCCAAAAAGAGAAGAAACACAAAAAGAGAGUUGCCUUUAAUCUGUCACCGGUGUUGCACGAACCUAAACCACUUCAAAAUCCUUUCCCAGUGAGAAAUAUCCUUCAAACACAAUACUCCGGCACUGACAAAAAGCCAUCGUUUAACAUCGUAUUUCCUGCAGAAGGACGUCACAGCAAGCCAGCCAUGGAAGAAAAUGGCAUGGAAUCUCAAAGUACAUUGGAUGACAUCAACAGCCAAGAUCUCUUCAUCACCCAGAAGUCCUUCUCAGAUCCUUAUAUAGACCUUUGUAGCAGCACGAGUGCUGAGGAAGCUCUAGAACCACAGGGUUACACAGAGAUAUAUCCAGAACCUCAGUCUUAUACAGCAUCAUCAGCAAAGAAAUGUUCAUGUCCAGAACCUCAUACAGCGUCAUCACCAAGGAAACUGUCAGGUCCAGAAACUCAUUGUUAUACAGUGACAUCACCAAGGAAACGGUCAUGUCCAGAACCUCAGUCUUAUACGGUGUCAUCACUAAGGAAACGGUCAUGUCCAGAACCUCAGUCUUAUACGGUGUCAUCACCAAGGAAACGGUCAUGUCCAGAACCUCAGUCUUAUACAGUGUUAUCACCAAGAAAAAGGUCAUGUCCAGAACCUCAGUCUUAUACAGUGUCAUCACCAAGGAAAAGGUCAUGUCCAGAACCUCAGUCUUAUACAGUGUCAUCACCAAGGAAAUGGUCAUCUCCAGAACACCAAUCAUCACCAAGGAAACCAUCGCACCUUCUCAAACUCAAUGCUUCAACUCAGACUGAAAACUUCUUCACCUCUCCUCUCCUCGCUACUUCUCUCAGGUUCAGUCACUGCAGCACAUGCACCGAAGAACCGAUAGACCUGAGCCUGACGAAAAAAUCCAGGCUUCAUCAGUCGGAAGUCGUCAGUAAACCCUUCGAAGAUCGGCAUCAUCCUGAGCUGUAUGUAACAGACCUGACGCAGAGCGAAGAAAGCGACUCGCACUUAAAGGGCAAAGCUGACCUGUCCCAGCUAAAAGUGGUUCAGACACGCCUCAACGAGUCGUUCUUCUUCAGGCUGAAGGGAGAAGGGGAUUCACCUAAGCCCAGCUCACCACUCAUGAAGUUCUCAGGAAGUGUCGAGAAGAAGAAGCUGUGACAAAAUCAAAUUUGUUCAAACAAAAAAUUCAGGUCUGUGGAUUUGUUGUUGAAUGUUAUAGGCAAUUAAUAAGAAGUUCAGUUUGUUCUCUUUUGGUGUUUAUUGUAUUCCAGAGAGUAUUAUAUUCAAUAUAUACACUGCAAGUCAAAAGUCUUUCUGGUUAAAUAAUAUCAAAUUAGAAAAUCAAAAUGGUAUAAUAAAGAGAAAUGUUUAUUGAAUUUAGUCUUGUCUAACAUCCAUAUCACUGUAAUUAGGCACAACAUAUUUAUAAUUUCCACUUAACAAUAGCCUAUAGACUUUUUUCUAUAGAUUUAACACCAGUACGCUUUCUUUAUUUUACUGCUAUUCUGUUUAAUUAAUAAUAGUAAUUCAACUGUAAUAUAAUCAUCAGAAACGUUUGACUGGUAGUGUAUAUCGUGUGUGUUGUUGUGGAAUAUAUUUACUAUGCAUUAUAUUAUAAUGUGUGCAUGACGCACAUUUUGGCUGGAAGAGUACAUGAGAGUUUUUUCGACCUCUAUGAGAUAAGCACAAGAAUUUAGACAUUUCUCUGCACUUAGAAAAGAACAAAACUUUUGCCUCUUGUAAACCUUUAUGUGAAUUCUUUUGCAAAAAGAAAAAAAAAAUUCAGCAAUUCUUCAGCCAAAGGCUUUUAUAAAUUUCAGCUAAGAUCUGCGUUUUGUGCAUUUGGUCCUUUUAGAGAUGGAACAAAAUUUUCAGAGGGAAUAAUUUGUCGCUGUUUGGGUCUGAUGGAAUGACAUGAACCUCAAAAUCUUGAGGAAUGUAUACAUAAUCAGAAGUAUUUUGUAAAGAUUGCUCCAGUGUUGGAAAAUUGGCUAAAACCCUCCAUAAGAAAGGAUUCUGUAAGACUUCCUGUCAUCGUAACACAUUUGAUUGCUAUAGCUUAAAACUGGCGAUAUACAGUCACAUAUACUACAGUCACAUGUUUAUUACUAAACCUCCAUUUUAUUGUUCUUUUCUCAGUCCAAGGAAAUGUGUCAAUUCCUUCCUGAUGAUUACACAUACACUACUCUAAAAGGCCUGAUACUGAGAGUUGAUGUAACUAAUGAAACUGUUUAAACGUUAGAGCUGAUUUGAAGCGUCAUUGUUAGAAACCACAAAUGAAAACAUUUUACACUCAGGUUUUAAACACAUCAGUAAGUAUGUUAGAAAGAAUGCACGUUUGAGCAUUUUUCGUGUUGUCUGAAUAAAGCUUUAUUUACAUC